CAAAACCAGAUCCGGUUUUCUAAUCCGAUCCGACGGCCGAAACAUUUGUCAUAUGAUUUCGUACCGGCGAACCUCGCCGCCGUUAAACCUCUCAGACUUGUCUUCGCCGGUGGACAUUCAAGGAGUCAAGUCUCCUCCUCCCAUGGUGGUUUCUCCCUCCAAUGCCCAUCAGUAACCCUAAGAAACGGCCCAUCUGUGUCGCGCGAUCGUUUCUCAGCAGCCACGCCGCCAAAGAAGAGCUCUCUCAAGCGGUGUCUCGUCUCGAGUCCCUGACGAAACAAGGGAUUCGCUUACCCUUCCAAGUCCUUGCCUCUCUCCUCCAGCGCUGCGGAGACACGAGGUCCUUGAAACAAGGCAAAUGGAUUCAUCGCCACUUGAAGAUCACCGGAUUCAAGACGCCCAACACGCUUUUAUCCAAUCAUCUGAUCGCAAUGUACAUGAAAUGCGGUAAACCCGUCGACGCCCGUAAAGUGUUCGACAAAAUGCAUUUCAGAAGCUUGUACUCGUGGAACAAUAUGAUCUCCGGGUACGUCAAAUCAGGGAUGUUGACUCGUGCGCGGGUGGUGUUCGAUGGUAUGCCCGAGAGGGAUGUCGUCUCGUGGAACACGAUGGUCAUUGGUUACGCUCAGAGUGGGAAUCUAAACGAAGCUCUGUGGUUUUAUAGAGAGCUGAGGAGAUCUGGGAUCAAAUUCAACGAGUUCAGCUUCGCGGGGGUUUUGACUGCUUGUGUGAAAUCGAGAGAGCUCGGGCUCAGCCGGCAAGCUCACGGGCAGGUUCUUGUCGCUGGGUUUAUCUCAAAUGUGGUGCUUUCGUGUUCUAUCAUCGAUGCUUAUGCUAAAUGUGGUCAGAUGGAGAGCGCUCGAAGACGUUUCGAUGAGAUGGCAGUCAAGGAUAAUUAUAUCUGGACUACUCUCAUCUCUGGAUAUGCCAAAUUAGGUGAUAUGGAAUCAGCUAAGGAGUUAUUCACGAAAAUGCCUGAGAAAAUCCCAGUUUCUUGGACAGCAUUAAUUGCUGGAUAUGUUAGACAAGGCUCAGGGGACCACGCGCUCGCCCUGUUCAGAAAAAUGAUUGCUUUGAGGGUUAAACCUGAGCAGUUUACUUUCAGCAGCUGUCUCUGUGCAUCUGCGUCUCUUAGACACGGGAAGCAAAUUCAUGGCUACAUGAUCCGUACGAAUGUUGUACCCAAUGCGAUUGUUGUCAGUUCUUUGAUCGAUAUGUACUCCAAAUCAGGGAGUUUAGAAGCCAGCGAGCGGGUUUUCGAUCGUUACGGCGACAAACAAGACUGUGUCCUGUGGAACACGAUGAUCUCUGCAUUAGCGCAUCACGGGCUUGGCCACAAGGCCUUGCGCAUGCUUGAUGGAAUGAUCAAGAUCGGAGUCCGCCCGAACCGGACGACUCUGGUUGUGAUUCUCAGUGCCUGCAGUCACUCAGGUCUGGUAGAGGAAGGAGUCAGGUGGUUUGAUUCAAUGACUGUUGAUUACAGGAUCGUUCCCGACCAAGAACAUUACGCUUGUCUGAUAGAUCUCCUAGGUCGUGCCGGUUGUUUUAAAGAGUUGAUGAGCAGGAUGGAGAAAAUGCCUUUUAAACCGGACGAGCAUAUCUGGAAUGCGAUCCUUGGGGUAUCCAGGAUCCAUGGAAAUGUGGAAUUGGGAAAGAAAGCGGCGGAAGAGCUGAUCAGACUGGACCCUGAGUCGUCUGCGCCAUACGUAUUACUGUCGAGCAUUCACGCAGAUCAGGGAAACUGGGAAUCAGUAGAGAAGUUGAGAGGGAUUAUGAAGAAGAGAAGGGUGAACAAAGAGAAAGCUGGUAGUUGGAUUGGAAUCGGGGAGAAAGUUGAAACUUUCAGAGUCUCAGACGGGUGGCAUCAUCCUCGUAAAAAAGAGAUCUACUCCAUUCUGCACAAUCUGGCUGCACUAAUGGAAGAAGAAGAGGCUUCAAGAACAUGAUCCUCUCUAACAAGAAGGGAGGAUUGUACACUGUUAAAGCCUGCAAAAGCAGGGGAGUUAUACGUGUUGUGAUGAUUUGAUUUUAGCUUCAAAAGUUUGCAGUUUGAUUCGUAUUGGCUGAUUUAUUACAAAAGAUGGAGAUGGCAGGUGAGCCAAGAAAUGAGACAAAAUAAGACAAGCGACCAAUACUUGUAUGUCUGGAUCAAAUUUAUUGCAACCUAACAAUGCCACAAGCCAAUAGUUAUGCAAUUUACAAACCGGAGAUUCUCCAGUCCAUCCGAUUGCGAGUAUCAUCCCACUGAAGUAAAUUCCAGUCCAGCCCAACCAUGAAAUUUCCUUCCCCAAAACCAAAUGUGAACCACAAUAUGAGUCUUUUAGCAUUCCAACAAGCCCACAACCAGAAGAAAUCUCCAUGGGAAUUUCAAGUUAUGAGCCAUUUCCCAA
Molecule: messenger RNA, 2390 nt
Organism: Brassica oleracea var. oleracea
Lineage: Eukaryota; Viridiplantae; Streptophyta; Magnoliopsida; Brassicales; Brassicaceae
Product: pentatricopeptide repeat-containing protein At2g21090-like
Exons: 2
Coding region: 162-1946 (594 amino acids)
Biological process (GO): RNA modification
Molecular function (GO): protein binding; RNA binding
Source: RefSeq, a predicted model, not a curated record